AAGCCAAGAAAAAGUAAACUCUUUUUUGUUCUAGUACUCAUUGCAACUCACGAAAGACUGACGAGAAUUUAUUACGAGCGUAAUACGUGCUAGACCUCAGGUCCUCGUAUAGCAAGUCAUAUCUGGUAAUUAUUGUGCGUCUGUGGUCAAAAGAGGAAGGACACGUCAAAGAAGCUCUCUCGAAGAAGUGGCAGAGGCAGCGCCCCAGGUUUAAGUCGCCAUGAGGUCCUCCAGAAAGCACAAGACAAUGCUCAUCAAGUUCAUCAUGUACUUCCUCCUGGUGUCUCCAAGGAACCUUGGUGUUGAAGCAUCGCUUAAGGAAGUGUACUACCGAAAAGUUGACAACAGGUUCCCAUCUACCAUGGAUAAGUGUUCCCUGCAAACUCACUCACUUAUUUCUGCUCCUUACAAGUAUAUAGCAUGCGCCACCUUCUGCACACAGAAUGCUAAUUGCCAUCUAUUCUGCAUUAAAGGCGAUGCUUGCUUCCUCUUCAGCACCUGGGUGACUGCUGACUACCUUGGCACUGAUCAGUACUAUGGCUUCACCUCGUGUUAUUCGUCAUGGUCUUAUGCUAAGAAUCUGGCGCCCAUAGCAGUGGCUACGAUGUCGUCGCCUUAUGAUCCCACGAUUUACAAUGAAUACCAGGCCAUCAAUGGGUAUUACUGCUCUUUAUAUGACUCCUGCAGCCUCACCUCGCCGAUAAAUAACCCCUGGUGGCUAGCAGACCUCCAGAAGGUAUAUGUCGUCUCAGCCCUCAUCAUGAAACCGAGAGAUAACAACUACUGCCUCAGUAACAUAGAGAUAAGAUUUGGAAAUUCGUCUAUCAUUAGCCAGAACCCAAUAUUUGCCACAUACCCAGGAGUGACACCCUUUCUCGGCAUCGUCCUCACUGUUCAGCCUCCAAACCCCAUGGAAGGACGGUACCUCUCUAUCCAGUUACUUGGAAAUGACUGUCUUAGUAUUUGCGAGUUGCAGAUCAUUGAGGCCUAAAGAUGCAAGAAAAUAUGUGGUCCAUCAAACAAAGUGAACAGUUGCACUGAAACAAGAGGUCAUGAAACCUAUGUUGAAUGGAAUGACGCUAGAAACAAUGCUUUCAUACACUGUAUGGGAUAAUUAACAUGGACCAUUUCCAAUUUCAAUGUACUAUAUUUCUUGAUUUUAUUUAUAUUCAACAAAGCUAAGGAAUGUUAGAGUACUUUUCAUUUGUAGGCAAGUUAUCACUUAAACGAUGUGCAAACUUUCUGAGUAAUUUGCCACUGGUAAAAUAUAAAAAAAAGUUUAUGAGGAGAUAAAUUAUUGUUCUGUUGUAACUGCUGUUUCAGUGUUUCAGUGCUGUUAGAAUAGCUAAAGCAUCUGUCAUGUGGAAUAUAUAAAGGAAUCAUUAUAU
Molecule: messenger RNA, 1388 nt
Organism: Macrobrachium nipponense
Lineage: Eukaryota; Metazoa; Arthropoda; Malacostraca; Decapoda; Palaemonidae
Exons: 4
Coding region: 221-991 (256 amino acids)
Source: RefSeq, a predicted model, not a curated record